Loa loa (African eye worm) is the source of this 1660-nucleotide messenger RNA. RefSeq lists its product as hypothetical. The record is from RefSeq and is a predicted model, not a curated record. The transcript has 7 exons. Lineage: Eukaryota; Metazoa; Nematoda; Chromadorea; Rhabditida; Onchocercidae. Bases 7 to 1041 code for a protein of 344 amino acids.
UUCAGGAUGUUGUAUAAAGGAUUAAUAACAAAGUUAAAAAACGAAUUUCUGUAUGUGUGGUCGAAGAGUUUUGGAGGGGAGGCUGUUCUGGACAAAAGAAUGGUACCUACAAAUAGAUCGAUGCCAUCAGUUGGUGAUUGGAUUGUCUUCAGCAUUAAAGACGACAGCAAUUUUGUUGAUGACUUUAUCGAUAUUCCGGAUUUACUGUCGACCAAGCUGAAUGGACACGGAGAUGUCGUGGUUAAAACACGAAUCUCAUUUCGUUCCAGCGAUAUCUCCGGUUGUAAUUUGUUAGCUCAUUCAAAUGAUUUAGGAGUUGUUGGAAUAUUCCAAAAUUUCCCGAAUUUGAAUGAAAGCUAUGAUUAUGAAGUGUGGGUUGAAAGAAUCCCGCAAGCGUUUUCAAAUCUUGAACGCUUAUACAAAACAUCCUGGUAUAUUAGCGAGGGAUUUCCUGAGCAAAUAGUGGGAACAUCUUUGGAGCGAUAUUCAUCAGUACGUAGUCUUCCAUCAGAACAUAGCUCAUCGAUGGAAUUACCGAACGGUAUAUUUGGGGGUAGUUGUUCUGAUAUUGCUACACAUACUACUAAAAGUUCAUUUAGUAGCGGUGAUAUUGAUUCCGAUGAGCUAAAAGAAUAUAAUCAGUUACGGGGACAAAGCUUUUCGAAGCAAUCAUAUUUUACUGAGCAACAAUUUCUUUAUUCUCAGCCAUGUGCUUCAACGGAAGGAACACAGGGAGAAAAGAUGAAGAAAAGUAAAGCAGUUGUUGGUUUGGUAACAUCCUCCCUUAAUGGAGCGGCUUUUAUUUGGUCAUCAGCACUCGGUAGAGGAAUGCUUUCGUUGUGUUUUGGUGAGCAGAUACGACAUGGUGAAUGGAUUAAAUUCAUACCCUCCUCUCUGAGUGAUAUAUAUUUGCAAGGACACAAUGAAUUAGGAAGAUGUAAGUACAUUGCAAAAGACUGGUGCAUUGUCAAUCCGGUUUAUCCUACACGAUCCUACAGAACUAUUGUUUCGGUAACUGUCCCAAUUGUUGCAAUACGUUGAUUCAUAACAAAAGACUUACGCUAUCCAACCGCUAUUCUCCAGAAUAAUUCGAAUUCAUCUUCUGCCGUUUCUUAAUGGUACAAGUGAGGCUUUUUAUACCAGAAAGUUAUCGAUAUGGUUCAUCAAAUUUGUGGGUUGAAUUUUUCGGCACAGUUCAUGAUUCGUUGGGACGGAUUGCCGAAUUUGGCCCUUUAAAUAACAUUUUAGGACGAUGCCUUCUGGUUCGAAUAAUGGAAAUGAAGAGUGCUUGUGGCACUAGCAGUAAUUGGAUCGUACACAAAGUUUUAAGACUUCUUGAAAAUGAGGAGUCAGUGCCUAAGCUAAAAUCUCGAUCAUUCGCUGCUGAUGCAUUAAGAUAUAUGUAUGAAGAUUUACGCAUCCAUAAUGCAAUGAAAAAAGUAGACUGGGAUCUCGUUGAACAGUUGAGAGAAACGCAUCUUCUUUCAGAUGAUAUUUUGGAACAUCGAUGUUAAGGGAGCAUCAUUUACUCAUCUUUAAUUUUUGGCUUAUUAUCUAAGCACCUAAAUAUUUACCUUAAGAAAUGCAUUUUUUUCUUGGAAUUCAGAUUAACACUCAUUACUCAAAAAACAUGCAUGUUUGUUAGCACUUCAUUAUCCGA